This is a messenger RNA of Eupeodes corollae, 794 nucleotides long. RefSeq lists its product as uncharacterized. Bases 16 to 552 code for a protein of 178 amino acids. The transcript has 2 exons. The record is from RefSeq and is a predicted model, not a curated record. Lineage: Eukaryota; Metazoa; Arthropoda; Insecta; Diptera; Syrphidae.
GCGUCAAAAGCGUUAAUGGAUUUUUGUAAAUCAAUAGAACGUCGUCGACUAUAUAAGGAAAAGGUUCUGAAAGAAAUGUUAUCACAAUUGGAUUGGCAGUAUUCGGAAAAGUCAAAUAUAUCUAGACGAUUAUUUUUAGAUACCUUCGAGAGUUUCAAGUUUAUAUUCAGAGUGUUAUUUAAGGAUUGGAUCGAAAUGAAAAUAACGUUAAUUGUACUCUUUGCACUGGUAUGCAUCUUAACUAGGGCAUUGGGUUAUCCCCAGAGCUAUACAAUUGAUCGGUUUGAUAGAAAUUAUGGCGGCGGAUUCGAUGACUCACAUCAGGUUGAUGAUUACAGAAAUAGCCGACUUAGAAGAACUUACUAUGGUGGACCUGGCGAUGACUACCACCGUGGCUACUAUUCAUCAUAUCAACCCUACAACAGAGCACCAGUUCCUCUACGCAGAGAGGAUACCAAUAUCGAUAGGGCAUUGAAGUUCACUCCACUUGUUCGGUAUAAGUCAACAAGGACCAAGCGCAAGAAGUUGUUUGUACCAAAUCUUUGGGGUUAAGAGUGGAAUAAGGCUUCCAAAAGAUAAGACGAAAAAAAAAGGAGGCGAAAUCUAUGAGAGGAUAGACUGAUGUAUGAGAUAGAUCAAAACAGUUAUUGUUGUUGAAAGUAUAGUACCUAUUAUAAGUUUGAACCUGAUGUGUACCUAAUCUAUUUUUAAAUACCAUUUUUUAGUGUGUUCUAAAAUAUUUACAUAUUCUACUAUUAUUCUGAUUCCCAAUAAAAAUAAUUCAAAAAUUAUAA